Molecule: messenger RNA, 4243 nt
Organism: Gymnodraco acuticeps
Lineage: Eukaryota; Metazoa; Chordata; Actinopteri; Perciformes; Bathydraconidae
Product: phosphoinositide 3-kinase regulatory subunit 6-like
Biological process (GO): positive regulation of MAP kinase activity; G protein-coupled receptor signaling pathway
Cellular component (GO): phosphatidylinositol 3-kinase complex, class IB
Molecular function (GO): 1-phosphatidylinositol-3-kinase regulator activity
Source: RefSeq, a predicted model, not a curated record
GGAAUGGGCGUGGUCUGACGGCAGCUUUUGUCGCUCAGAGUAAAGUGAACAAUAACGUGUCCGACAGUAGAUGAUACAGUUUGUAAAUGGACCGGCUGUGUGCACAACUUAAUUUCAGAUGAUAGACCCACAAUGCACGUGAGACAUGACCAACAGGGACCCCUGGGAUAGCUCAAGCAGUAUCCGCAGCAUGGAGCCAACAGCCCGCUGCUCCCCCACUGUCCCAGAGCCUGAACUGUACCGCAGCAUCCAGGCUGUGUUGCCCAGGGAAACGGACAACCAGCUUUCUCCAGACUGUCUCAACAAAGGCAUGCUGAGAUGGACACUUCAUAAGAAGGUUCAAAACAAUCCUGCAAACAGCUUAUCUCUGGUCUGGGUGCUGAUAAAAGAGCUGGAAAAGGCUGAGAGAUGGGACUCUCGCAGGUUUAUCAUCCCUCUGCUCCACACACUGAUGUAUGCCAUUAUUCAGACAGCCUACAUUCCAGAUGAGCUGUACAAGCGGGUUUAUGACUUCUGCAAGAGACUCCUCACCUAUCCUCAUCCCUACUGCACCGUAGGCCUCAGCUACACCAGGCAGAUCAAAACUGAACGCUCCAUUCCAGGUCUGAUGUACCAAAGGAUGGUCACAGCGGAGCAGAGACUAAAGAACGAGCACUAUCCCUUCCAGGAUAGGGUCUUCAUCCUGGCUGACCCUGAAGUCUUCUCUGGUUCUUUGGGGAUGGUCCUAUUGGGAGACAUUGAGACGUACGGAUCUAUGAACCCUUUCGAUCACAUGUGCAGUGUGGUCCAACACUCCAUCCAGGCUGCUUUAGGAGCAGAGCAGUGCCACGCCAAACUGGCUCAAGCCCUAAAGGACAUGGGUCAAGACGUGGAGUCGCACUUUCAGGAAGUGUUGGCGGCUCUGGAGCAGAGCGCGGAGGAGAGCAGCAGAGGGGAUGGGGGGCUGCUCAGGAGCCGCCUGCAGCAGCUGUAUAGCAAGAUCCUCUCCGAAACAGACUCGGAGCCAUUGUCUAGCAGAGGACUGUGUGACUGCCCUCUUCCUAACCCAGAGAUGAGCUUCCACCUGUGGACGGAGGAGCUGGAUAUCUGGCGAGAGCUGGCCAAGUGGUUUCGAUCCAGCUCCAUAUCGGAGGAGUUCCCCCUCAUCCCGGAGCAGGAGGACUUUGAGCUCGGGGAGUCUCCCGGCGACCUGAUGCCGUCAGACAUGACUCGCUUCUCCAUCAUGUCCGACGACAGCGGCAUCGAAAGAGACCUGCCCCCCAACGCUGAUCCCUUCACACCUUCAUCUCUGGACACAGCCAGCAUGAGUUCAUCAUGGGAACAAUGCAAGAGUGAGCAAGACGCUGCAAGACUUUUCCGGCGUGGGGGCAUCAAGAUGAAACCGUCAGUGAAGGACAGCAUGGUGCUGAUGCAGGACACCCUAGAGGAACACCCAAGCCUCGGAGGAGGGGGAGGAGGAGGUGGAGGGAGGGGAGGAAGCAAAGGGACUCUGCAGAGACGAGCAGGAAGCAGCGUGAUGCAAAACCCCUUCCCCAAGCAGCAGAGACAGUUCACUGCCAGGAUAGUGGCUAUGGGGGACGACAGGGUGCUGGGCCGCCUGGCCAAGGCCUACUACAUCUUCAGGAAAAGGGAAGCGCGGAGGCUUUUUCUUACAAUGAAAGUCAACCUCCAGUUUUACUACAUCCCUGUUUGCGGGCCCACAACUCCCAACUCCUCUAUCAAGGAAAGCCUUCUUCAGCCUAAGGGAGAUCCCUGCACUCUUGGUUCCUACUUAAGCAUGGUGGACCCGUGGUACAACUCUAACAUCAAAAGUUUAGGCUGCAUGAUCCCCAAACUGGCUAAGAUGCAACACACAAACCCAGGGAGGCCAAAAGAGCCCUUCGUGUCUGAUGUCAUUUCCUACUACGUUCGUACCGGCCAGCAGCCCGUCUACUUCACUAUCUACUAUGUCAAGAUCACAUUCACCAACAUGACAAAGGACCCUGUGGAAGACGUGUUUCUUACCCAUCUAGAAAUGGAGUUGCCUGAGUUCAGACAGAUCUCAGCGUCAGUUAGAGAGAAACACAAGUGGAGUGCAGGGGAAGUCUGUGGGGCUGUGGUCUCAUUGAAUUACAAAAAGGUAACAUUAAGUGGACGAGACGUUGAAAAAGGAAUCUCAGUACGGACAUCAGGCACUCAGAUCAGUGCUAUCCCCUCAAACGAAGCAGAAGAUCUGAACUGUUUGACACUGACAUUCAAUGAAUCUCAGACAAAAUCUAAAAACAACGUGACAGACUCCAAGAUUCGGAUGAGCAACGUUAAGAUUCGCACUUUGGAAAGCCGAUCCUUCACUGUUACACUGGAUAAAGAUUGUCGAAGGACCUUCAAAGAUGUGCAGAGCAUUGAGAUCUGCCCGUGUCUUGAUCCUGGAUACUCUGUCCAAAAAACCAUGAGGUCCAAAUUCAGUUUGGGAGAGGACAAAGACGCUGGACUCAGCAAAUACAUGUGCAAAGGACUCCCUCUUCCAAUCAACACAUUUGCUGGCAUCCUAACCUGACAUGGUGGAGUAACCCCACAGAGAAACUUUGGAAAUACAACCGGAACAAUACUGUGAUUGAUAGCAGGAAUGGUUGUUUGCCUUUUUGAUACGAGAGUUCCUGUCUGACACAUGAAAAGGCUAAAGGAAUCACCUUUGAGUCAUGCUGAGCUGCUCCUGAAACCAACAUGUUUCAGUCUGGGACGGGAAUGUAUGGAAAAGACUAUAAACCAUAACAGACAACACAUAUCGUGAUAGUGUCAAUUAUUGCUGUUGAAAUGGAAUAAUCAGUUAACUUUGACAGGAACUCAUUUGUUUUAUACAUGCAGCAGUGUAUGAUUGAACUCCUAACAGUGUUUUUUAACGGCUUUACAUAGUUUUAGAAAGUCACUCAAUACAUGCAGAUGUAAAUUGCCAAAGAACAACACUGCCUGUGACACUAGAGACCAGCAGGGAAACAAGUUAGCAAAGGUAUGUACCUGUAUACAUUAAAGGGGCAAUCUGCAAAAUCUGUUUCCCCAGGCAAAAUUGAAGGGGUUGAUUGUAUCAAUUACUCUACCUUAUAGACACACUACCUUGUAUUGCCUUGACACACGCAGACACAUGCAUGCAGUACACGAACACACAAAAGAAAGCAGACAUGCAGACCUGCCUUUAAGUGACUCACAUGUGCACGUUGUUGAAAGACAACACAGUGAGAGCUGAGUCAUUUAAAUACCUUGUUAUUCCCGUACCUGUUACAUAAGGUAGUAUAUAAUUAAGUUUUGAAUGAUCGACAAUAGCCUUAGGUUUAUAAUUUGGAAACCACACUGUGUUCAGUGCCAAAGCUAAAUCCAAGUGUCAGGAACUGCUGCUGAACAUAUUUUGUGUUUCAAUGGAUCACUCAUAGACAGUGAUCAUGUAAAAAAAUAGCCACAAAAAGUAGCUGUUAGACGCCAGACUGCCAACAAGAGUAUUAGUGUACAAGAUGAAAAAAACGCUUUUAUCCAAAGCGACUUACAUACUCAAUACUGUGGACAAUUUUUAUAGGAGCAAUUUGAGGUGAAGUGUCUUGCCCAGGGACACAACGACAUGCUGACUGCAGUGGGGUUAGAACCUGUGCUCCCCUGAUCCGAACACCAACGCACAACCCACUGCGCCACACACCUCCUGGGGGGACUGUCGAAUAUGAAACGUGGACACAAGCCUGAGGUGUGAAAAACACCUCUGAACCCCUUUUACUCACUGUGUUGUUUCUGAUGAUGCAAUGAAGUGCUACAUUGCAUCUAUUUGCACUGAAACUGCAAUUAAUUUAAAGAUAAUGCCUUGUAGGAGUGGAGCAACAAAGGGGUAAUUAAAGUUAUGAACUGUGCGUGUAAUUAUGUCAUUACUUUGCACGUCAUAGGUGUAUGAUUUUCUAUUAGUCAUGGAGGGAGGCUUUAAAUAUAAAUUAACUGUUGGUACAGUUGUUGUUUGCCGAAAAGUAUGAAUGACUCGGGAUACAUUUGUAUGCAAGAUACCAUAAUGCAGUAAAGGUCAGAAGCCUCAGAAACUGAAGUGAAGUGUUAAUGGCUGCAACAUAAAAUCAUGUGAGUGUCUGUGUGUCUGCUUGCCUGGCAGGGUGAAGUCAUGAGUUUGAAAUUCUUGAUAUAUUUUGCACAUUAUUUUUCCAAAAAUGUCCUGUAUAAAGACGAUGCCAUUCAAAUCAAAAUGCAGUUGUGUAAAUAAAUGAUUUUGUUUUGUAAAAAA